This is a messenger RNA of Phyllotreta striolata, 1747 nucleotides long. The record is from the annotation of a GenBank genome assembly. Lineage: Eukaryota; Metazoa; Arthropoda; Insecta; Coleoptera; Chrysomelidae.
AAAAAAUUGAAACAUUUACAGUGUGGCCAACUGUAAUAUAUUGUUUGUUAUUUCCAUUUCCAAAAGAAAUUUCAUUUCUUUUAUUUAUGGGCCAACUCCUUUAGAAUAGACGGUUAUAAACGUAAACAAACUCGUCGAAAAUAUAACGUAGCGCAAUAGAAAAAAAAAGAAGCAACCAUCGCUCGGUCAUUAAAGUGUCAAUGGAAAUCAUUUAACGAAAAAUUUCAGUGCUCCACGACAUAUUUCUAGCAAUUUCACAUUAAAUAAUGAAAGUUAACGAGGCCCCAUCAUCGAAGUCUGUAUCAAAAACUUGUAGUUGACUGGAGAAUUGUUUUCAGUCCGUACGAGAAUUUUCGGAGGCAAUGCUAAAUAUUUACAAACAAAGACGGAGGAGGUACAGUUUGGGACCCUCAAAUGGGCAACUGCUUUACAUGCUUCAAGGAGCCCAUGCAGACGGCCCUCGACGAAAGUGUCAACCACAAAACUAAAGAAGAAAUGACCGAAGCUCAGCUGUAUCCAGCGCCCAGUCACGUUCCAGCCGCCGCAGCUCCUUCGGAAACGCUCCUCAGUAACGGCAAUCACUUGUCAGCCGGCUCCGAUGUGACCACCACCAUCAGUCGCUUGUACCCCAGUCGAAGAAUCUACUCCAAAUCGGCCCCCGUCAUGGGCACGGCCGAGAGCAAACCGUCCGACACCAAGCUGGCUGUACUGUUCGAACAGUACAGGGACAGAAACGAGGACUGCAUCCUCGCAGAAGGAAUGGAACAAUUUUGCCAGGACCUGCAAAUAUCCCCGGACGAUUUCAGGAUAUUGAUACUGGCGUGGAAAUUGAACGCCGAGCAAAUGUGCCGGUUCACCCGAUCGGAAUUCCUCGACGGAUUGAAAUCGAUCCGAGCGGAUUCGAUAAAGUCCCUGCAAACGCGCCUGCCCGAGCUGGUCGGCGAAGUGGAGAACAACCACGAAUUGUUCAAGGACCUGUACCGGUUCACGUUCUGCUUCGGGCUGGACUCGGCGUCGGGCCAAAGGAUCCUGCCCACCGAUAUGGCGGUGAUCCUUUGGAGGUUGGUGUUUACGAUAAAGGAGCCGCCGAUAUUGGGCAGGUGGAUCGGGUUCCUGGAGAGGCACCAGAACAUCCGGGGCAUACCCAAGGACACUUGGAACAUGUUUUUGAAUUUCUCCGAGCACGUGGGGAGCGAUUUGAGCUGCUACGACGACACCGAAGCUUGGCCUAGUUUGUUCGAUGAUUUCGUUGAGUUCGAAAACGACCAGGCCAACCAGAAUAUCUCGAAGGAUAUCGAGAAGGAAUCGGACGGUUUGUUGAUUAUGAAAGAUUGAUGUACUUUUGUAUGUGAAUAAACUGCCUAAUUAAUGUGUAAAAUAUGCAAAUGAAUUGUUGUGAUAUGGUUGUAGCUGUUUUUUUUAAGGAUAAUCGAAUUGAGAGCGUUGAGGUGGGCAUUUUUGGUCUAAAUGCUUGUAAUAUGAUCGAAAAUUUCAAUUAAAAGGGGACUAAUGUUUAAUUUUGGACUUGGAAAUUGUAGAUGCAUAUCAAAAUUGCUCAGAGACUUUCAUUAUUUGGGAAUUGUAAAACACUCGAAAAAAAUGGAUACCUGAACGCUUGAUUAAAUUAUAUAAAUUCUUUUUAAUCGUGUACAUUUUAAUGAAAAAAUUGUAACUUUUUAUAUAGAAUAACGGUAAAAUAUUUUAUAUUUUUUAUUUAGGAGUGGAAGGAAAAAUAUUUAUUCGAUAA